CCACUCCUCUAUUCUACCAAUCCCAAACACAAUCCAACACACACACACACACACUCACUCUCAUAACUCAUAAGUGUCUCCACCACCUUCACUUCCAUGGCUGUUUCUGGUUUUGAAGGCUUUGAAAAACGUCUUGAGCUCCAAUUCUCUAGCCAUGAUCCGGUGAUUGGCAUCGGUCUCCGCGAACUCGACUUCAAAUCACUUGAACAAGUUCUUCAUCAAGUACAAUGUACCGUUGUGUCCGCACUUGGCAACCAACACUUUGAUUCCUACGUACUUUCUGAAUCUUCACUCUUUGUUUACCCUACUAAGAUCAUCAUCAAGACAUGCGGUACCACACAGCUAUUGAAAUCGGUUCGACCGUUCAUUAAUCACGCCCGAACCCUUAAUCUUCACCUCAUCGCUCUUAGGUACACGCGUGGAACCUUUAUAUUCCCAGAAGCUCAACCCUAUCCUCACACUAGCUUCCAUGAAGAAGUUGUGUAUUUGGAGGAUAAUAUUCCUGAUGAUCUUUGUUACAGAAAGGCUUCUGUGAUUCCUUCAAAACUCACAUCUCAUUCAUGGCAUGUGUUUUCUGCUGGAGUUGUUGAAUACCCUGAUGAUGUUCCGUACACUGUUGAGGUGUGCAUGACUGAUCUUGAUCAAACCCUAGCUCGGAAGUUUUUCCGGCAUCCGAACGAUGGGAUGAAUGGUGAUUCUGCUGGAAGAGCCAUGACGGAGUUAACCGGCAUUAACCGCAUUAACCCUAAUGCGCAGAUAUGCGAUUUUGCAUUUGAUCCGUGUGGAUAUUCUAUGAACGGUAUUGAUGGUGAUUGUUACUCGACAAUUCAUGUCACACCGGAAGAUGGGUUCAGUUAUGCAAGCUUCGAGUGUGUCGGGUCGGCUUACAACGACAUGGCGGACAUGGUUAAAAAGGCGGUGAAAGUUUUCGGUCCAGGGACGGUUUCUGUGGCUACCACGAACGCUGGCGAGGACAUGUGUAUGCGAAUCAAGGGCGCCGUUGAGCAGGUCGGGUUGAAAUGCCGGAGUUGCGGUAUCGAUGAGGUUCCGGCGGCCGGGAAGGUGGUCUUUCAAACGUUUACAAGUCGCCGGAAAAGAAUAUGAUAGAAAAACAUAUGGGGCCAGGGUGCAUGCAAGAUGACUAUGGGGAUGAUGUUAUGAUGUUGCAUGAGUGAUACCAAUGUGCAUGUCAUAGGAUGGUUGGUUGGGUUGACUUGUAUAAAAAGAUUAUUAAAAUCUGAAAAAAAGAAAAAAAAAAUUAGAGGUGAGAGAGGUGAUCUUGAUAUGGCAAAAGAAAUUGAGGGGUGUGUUCAUCUACAUCAUGAUAUUGUACCCCACUUUAGUUUGUCACGCUUAAGAUUUUGAGGAAUAUUGUGUUUUCUAGUGGAAAAUUAAUAUUUGGUUCUUUAUAAUAUUCUUUUAGUGAAAUUGUUUUUGUUUGCUUUC
Helianthus annuus (common sunflower) is the source of this 1446-nucleotide messenger RNA. RefSeq names its product S-adenosylmethionine decarboxylase proenzyme 4. NCBI's taxonomy places the organism in Eukaryota, Viridiplantae, Streptophyta, Magnoliopsida, Asterales, Asteraceae. The record is from RefSeq and is a predicted model, not a curated record. The coding region runs from base 97 to 1104 and encodes 335 amino acids. Gene Ontology annotation, molecular function: adenosylmethionine decarboxylase activity. The transcript has a single exon. Gene Ontology annotation, biological process: spermidine biosynthetic process; spermine biosynthetic process. Gene Ontology annotation, cellular component: cytosol.